AUGAGGCGGCUGCGGCGCUGGGCGUUCGCGGCGCUGCUGCUGCUGCUGGCGCUGCUCCCACCGCCCGGUGUGGGGACCCGGGGUCCCGCCCGAGCUCUGCGCUGGAGGGUCUCUCCCCCGUUGGGGGGCCCGGAAGCCCCGGAGGUCACAGAGCCCAGCCGUCUGGUGGGGGAGAGCUCCGGGGGAGAGGUCCGAAAGCAGCAGUUGGACACCAGGGUCCGCCAGGAGCCUCCUGGUGGCCCGCCUGUCCACCUGGCCCAGGUGAGUUUCGUCAUCCCAGCCUUCAACUCAAACUUCACUCUGGACCUGGAGCUGAACCAUCACCUUCUCUCUUCGCAAUAUGUGGAGCGCCACUUCAGCCGGGAGGGGCCAACUCAGCACAGCACCGGGGCUGGAGACCACUGCUACUACCAGGGGAGGCUCCGAGGGAACCCGCACUCCUUUGCUGCCCUCUCCACCUGCCAGGGGCUACACGGGGUCUUCUCUGACGGGAACUUCACCUACAUCAUGGAGCCCCACGAGGUGGCCAGGCCUCGGGAAAACCUCCAGGGACCCCUUCCCCACCUCAUUUACCGGACCCCUCUCCUCCCAGCCCCCCUCGGAUGCAGGGAACCAGGCUGCCUGUUUGCUGCCCCUGCCCAUUCUGCUUCUCCGAACCGACCAAGGCUGAGAAGGAAAAGGCAGGUGCGCCGGGGCCACCCUACAGCGCACAGUGAGACCAAGUAUGUGGAGCUGAUUGUGAUCAACGACCACCAGCUGUUUGAGCAGAUGCGACAGUCGGUGGUCCUCACCAGCAACUUUGCCAAGUCCGUGGUGAACCUGGCAGAUGUGAUGUACAAGGAACAGCUCAAUACCCGCAUCGUGCUGGUUGCCAUGGAAACGUGGGCAGAUGGGGACAAGAUCCAGGUGCAGGAUGACCUCCUGGAGACCCUGGCCCGGCUCAUGGUCUACCGGCGGGAGGGCCUGCCUGAGCCCAGUGAUGCCACCCACCUCUUCUCGGGCAGAACUUUCCAGAGCACCAGCAGUGGCGCUGCCUACGUGGGGGGCAUCUGCUCGCUGUCCAGGGGUGGGGGUGUGAAUGAGUAUGACAACAUGGGGGCCAUGGCGGUGACCUUGGCCCAGACGCUGGGGCAGAACCUGGGCAUGAUGUGGAAUAAACACCGGAGCUCGGCAGGGGACUGCAAAUGUCCGGACAACUGGCUGGGUUGCAUCAUGGAGGACACUGGGUUCUACCUACCCCGCAAGUUCUCGCGCUGUAGCAUCGACGAGUAUAACCAGUUUCUGCAGGAGGGCGGCGGGAGCUGCCUCUUCAACAAGCCCCUCAAGCUCCUGGACCCGCCUGAGUGCGGGAACGGCUUCGUGGAGGCGGGGGAGGAGUGCGACUGCGGCUCGGUGCAGGAGUGCAGCCGCGCGGGCGGGAACUGUUGCAAGAAAUGCACCCUGACUCACGACGCCAUGUGCAGCGACGGGCUCUGCUGUCGCCGCUGCAAGUACGAGCCGCGGGGUGUGUCCUGUCGAGAGGCCGUGAACGAAUGCGACAUCGCGGAGACCUGCACCGGGGACUCGAGUCAGUGUCCCCCCAACCUGCACAAGCUGGAUGGUUACUACUGUGAUCACGAACAGGGCCGCUGCUACGGAGGUCGCUGCAAAACCCGGGACCGGCAGUGCCAGGCCCUUUGGGGCCAUGCGGCUGCUGAUCGCUUCUGUUACGAGAAGCUGAACGUGGAGGGGACAGAACGUGGGAACUGUGGGCGCAAGGGGUCAGUCUGGGUCCAGUGCAAUAAACAGGAUGUGCUCUGUGGCUUCCUCCUCUGUGUCAACGUUUCUGGAGCUCCUCGGCUGGGGGACUUAGGGGGAGACAUCAGCAGCGUCACUUUCUACCACCAGGGCAAGGAGCUGGACUGCAGGGGUGGCCAUGUGCAGCUGGCCGAUGGUUCAGACCUGAGCUACGUAGAGGACGGCACAGCCUGCGGGCCCAACAUGCUGUGCCUGGACCAUCGCUGCCUGCCAGCCUCUGCCUUCAACUUCAGCACCUGCCCUGGCAGCGGGGAGCACCGGAUCUGCUCCCACCACGGGGUCUGCAGCAAUGAAGGGAAAUGCAUCUGUCAGCCAGACUGGACGGGCAAGGACUGCAGUAUCCACAACCCCCUGCCCACGUCUCUGCCCACAGGGGAGACGGAGAGAUAUAAGGGUCCCAGCGGCACCAACAUCAUCAUCGGCUCCAUCGCCGGGGCUGUCCUGGUUGCAGCCAUCGUCCUGGGCGGCACGGGCUGGGGAUUUAAAAACAUCCGCCGAGGAAGGUAUGACCCGACCCAGCAGGGGGCAGUGUGA
Messenger RNA from Physeter macrocephalus (sperm whale), 2331 nucleotides. It is a transcript of the gene ADAM11, whose product is annotated as ADAM metallopeptidase domain 11. The record is from RefSeq and is a predicted model, not a curated record. Gene Ontology annotation, biological process: proteolysis. NCBI's taxonomy places the organism in Eukaryota, Metazoa, Chordata, Mammalia, Artiodactyla, Physeteridae. The transcript is spliced from 26 exons. Gene Ontology annotation, molecular function: metalloendopeptidase activity. Bases 1 to 2331 code for a protein of 776 amino acids.